AUGAACUUUUCUCUUGAAGUUAUGGAUAUAGGGAAAAAUAAUUUCAAUGGCACCAUUCCACAUGUGUGUGGUGGAAAUUUAAGGUGGUUUAUUUUGAAUGGAAAUCAAUUUGAAGGUAAGGUGCCAAGUUGCUUUUUCAAAUGCCCAGAAUUGGAAGUGCUUGAUCUAGGAAACAACCGCUUAACUGGUGCAUUCCCUGACCAGUUAGGACGUCUUCCAAAUCUGAAGGUUCUUGUCCUCAGAUCAAACAAGUUUCAUGGUCUGAUGGAAAGAAGCUCUUCUAUGAUCGAACACCCAUUUCCUAGUUUGAGUGUUCUUGACUUAUCUCAAAAUGAGUUUGGAGGCCAUCUCCCUGGAAAAUAUUUUCAAAAUUUUGAUGGUAUGAAGAAUGUGGUCAAAGAUGGCAAGAAUACAUAUUUGAGUACUUACAACUUUUACUCUAUCAUUGUUGUGGUGAAGGGUCAACAACUCUGGUUUGAGAAAAUUUCAAACGACUACACGAUUAUUGAUCUAUCCGGUAACAAAUUUGAAGGAGAGAUUCCAAACGAAAUAUGCACUCUUAACUCGUUAAUAGUGCUCAACUUAUCCAACAACCAUCUCAACGGUCGGAUCCCACGGGCUAUAGGUAAUCUCUCCGAGAUUGAAUCAUUAGACCUAUCCUGGAACCAACUAUCAGGAAAGAUUCCUCAAAGUCUUGCAGACAUCACAAAUCUUGAAGUCUUAAAUCUCUCGCAGAACCUUCUGGUUGGACGUAUUCCUGGUGGAACACAGUUGAGCACAUUCAACACUUCAUUCGAAGGGAAUCCGGGACUAUGUGGGUUUCCGCUACCCAAGAAGUGUGAACAUGCGAGUGCCCCACAGCUUGAAGUUGAUGGAGAAAAAGAGAGUGUAUUUACAUGGAAAGUGGUGAUGUUGGGAUAUGGAUGUGAAACCCUAGUUGGAUUGUUGUUGGGAUAUUUCAUGUUAUCAACAGGAAGGCCAAAGUGGUUGAAUGCAAUUGUUGAUGAAAUAGAGCAUGUGAUCCAGAGAAGGCAAAACAAGAGGAGAUAA
Molecule: messenger RNA, 1050 nt
Organism: Cynara cardunculus var. scolymus (artichoke)
Lineage: Eukaryota; Viridiplantae; Streptophyta; Magnoliopsida; Asterales; Asteraceae
Product: receptor-like protein 19
Exons: 1
Coding region: 1-1050 (349 amino acids)
Molecular function (GO): protein binding
Source: RefSeq, a predicted model, not a curated record